CCCGCUGUUUACCCAACCUGAAAGUGCCUGGGGGGCACUGGCCGCACAAAAGCCCCAUUCACCGGUAACAAGAACCCGGACCAACGCUGCCACGUCAAAUCGUUUGAGCAUAUAGGGCACAUGUUUCAGACCGCUGAGAGCAGGUAGGACAGGCUACCCCGACAAUAAUGCGAUGGAGAAGUGUUGUCGUAUAACUACGAGCGGCUCGAUUGUCAAACAAUCUGAUCGAAUGUUAUCUGCACUCCUCAUCUCACCUGACACAAUGACGUGUAAAGCAGGACUGCCCGACUACAGGACGUUAAGGUGUGUCCGCAGGCGGCAAUGGGUUAUUAUGUACUCUACAUUUCUUGAGAAAGUUUGAAGUACAACUAGGUCGAGUUUACUGGCGUUCUGGAUAAAGGGCGGAUUCUGUAGGGGGGUUUUGGACUUAGGGGGGAACUGCAGAGUGAAGGGCGUCGAUGGGAGCAGCGGGCCUCUCCACGAUCACUGCUCACCGGGCGGACAGGCGCUCGCGUUUGUCUCAGCAGGAGAAAGGUUGUGUAGGCCUACUGAAAAGGACUUGCUCCUAUGUGUGCGUGGCCUCCGUCGGGUUUCUGUUCCUCCUGGGAGUCUGCCUGCUCUACUUACCGGACCCGCUCACACUAGCACCGUCUUUCACUGAGGACAACAGCGAGGUGACGCUCCUGAUAUGGACGCAUCCAUUUGGUCGAUACCGCAAACUUCCGGAUUGCUUUGAGCUCUAUCAGAUUGGCGGGUGCACGCUCACUGACGAAGGGAGCGCGUACCCGCAGGCUGACGCUGUAAUUAUUCACCACCGGGACGUUGCCACGGGCACCGCAGACCUGCCACCGGAACCGCGGCCACGCGCACAAAAGUGGAUAUGGAUGAACUACGAGUCCCCCACGCACACACCCAGACUGUGGCGCUUUGAGGACGUUUUCAAUCUCACAAUGACCUACCGGACAGACUCAGAUAUUUUCCUUCCGUACGGAUAUCUAGUCCCCCGUGAACGCGGAACCAAGGGUGUCCAGAACCGUUUUGCGCAACCGCUGCGCGCAUCCUCGCGCUCACACCUCCUCCGGCCCCGCCUCCUGGCCUGGGUCAUCAGCAACUGGUCGGAGUCCCAUGCGCGGGUGUCUAUCUACAACCAGCUCCGCCGGUACGUACAGGUGGAUGUGUUCGGGCGCUCGGGCCGGCCGUUACCGGAAGACAGCGGCGGCAGCAGCGUGGUGCGGCUGGUCGGGCGGUACCAGUUCUACCUGGCGCUGGAGAACUCACAGCACACCGACUACAUCACGGAGAAGCUGUGGAACGCGGUGCAGGCCGGUGCUGUCCCGGUGGUCCUGGGUCCAUCCAGGCGGAACUAUGAGCGCUUCCUGCCCCCCGAGGCCUUCAUCCACGUGGACGACUUCUCCACAGUGCGAGGGCUAGCCCGGUACCUGCUGAUGCUGAGGCGCAACCCGGCGCGGCUGAGGCGGCACCUGGACUGGAGGGGGAGUUACAGAUUAUACCAGCCCAGCUUCUGGGCUGACCACUACUGUGCGGCUUGCAGGGCGGUGAGGAGGACCAGAGGCAAGACCGAUGUGGUCAAAGACUUGACACGAUGGUUUCACUCGUGAAAACAGCAGAAUCAUCUCAUGCAUGAACGGCUCACCUGACCACCAGCUGCCAAAAUGUGCAACAGACAUUCAUUGAUCAUUUAAUCAAUGUAUAUGACUUUAAUUCAAUAGCUGAGGUCAUUGAGAAUUACAUAAUGUUGACUGAUUUGAUUUGUGCUUUGUCUUACUUUCAAUCAGAGACAAGUUAUGUUUACAUAGUUUCAUGUGGACUUUCAUCUCAUCUUCAGCUGCUUGUGAACCUUGCAUUCACUGUUCACUUAAGUUAACUUUUACAUUGUCUCAUGUAUUUCCAUGGCAACUACUGGUUUCCAUUGAUUACAUGGUUUACUGCAUUAGUAAGAAAAUGAGCUUGCAAAGACAAGACUUUCUUUAGAUGAUUCAUCACAGUCAACAAUCUUCCUGUUUAUCAAUUAGCCAAUGUGUCAAAAUCCUCACUUUCAAUUUUAGUAUCAUGCUGACUAAUAUCAAAGUUGAUACACUGUGAUACAUUAUCUAUCUUGUGCAAGUUACUUUACAUUUUUGCACAAAAGGGCUUGAAAGGUAGAAUGAAACACAUUGUUUUAAAAAGAGGACAUCAGAGAUCAAGAAAUGAUGACUUGGUUAGAUGAUUAUAACACAAAUAAUGCGUGUGUGUGUGUUUGAUUCAGGGAGGCAGAAACAUCUCCAGACAUAAAUACCCUCCUGUUGAUCGCUCUGAGGGGUUAGCACUAAAUCAUGUUAAUCACCCUGAUCUGACCUGCUAUCGGCUGUUAACAUGGUUGAUGCUUGUGUUGUAGCCACAGAACACCAAAAUGUAGCACCUGAGCACAGCUUUGUGUCUGCACACCAUUGAACGUUUCAUUGCAACACUUACCUGAAUGACAUUUUACGGGUUGUUAGACCACACACUUGUCUUUUCAGUGCUGUUCAUAUACCUCUAGCACGACUUGUUGGAGCGCAAGACAGCUGCACUGACACACACAUCCUUUACUGUAUCUCACUGUAACGUUGACGUUAUUUACUGCCAUGCUCAUUUUGCUGAUGUUUUUGUUCUCCCUUAUAUAUUGUUAUAGCUUAGGCUACAGCAAUAGGGCAGAACACCCUUGAGAGGAGGUGCACAUGCGCUUCAGGAGUCACUUGAUAAGAAUCAGAAGCUGAGAUGUGAAUCGUAUAAAUUUACACCUCUGAAUUAGUGCCCUGACACAACAUUAACACUUUACACUGUCAAAUGAGACAUUUCCUGCAGGCACAAGGGCAGUGAAUACUGUUGUACCCCAUAAUGAGCUGAUGCCUCAGCAGCUGUUGAAACCACUGACGUCUAUCAGCAAUAAUGCUUUCAGACGGCCAGAACAGCCAGACCCCUCUUCCCUGUCAUAAUCACAUUCAUGUGCACAAGGGAGUUAUACGCAUAUCGAGUUACUGUGAGUAAUAUCACUCUUUAUACUCUCAAAUAUAGAUCCACUACAUGUCCUGAAGCUUGUUUGACAUGUCCUCGUUCAAAGUAAAUUAUACCUUUCUGCUGUGCGAAGCAUAUCCUCUAUUGUCUGGACAGGUGCUGGAAAGUUGACCUAGUCGUAAAUAAAGGGAGGAAACUCCUCGGAUUGUUUCUUAAGAGCUCAUCUGAUCACAAGGAAGAUGCUGAUAUUGUACAGGAUAUCUAACAUGUCUAUUGCACUUAUUGAUGUGCUAUUACUACCUAUUGUUAGCAUUUUAAUUACAUUGUUAGUUGUACAAUCAAUCAAGAAUUGUUUCUUGGAAAUCAAGAUAGAAAUACACGUCUUAGUCCUUAUUCUUAUCUACUUUAAUUUGAUUUGAGUUUUUCUUUAAUGUUCAUUCGAUUUAUAUAUUGUCAAUUUUAUCUAAUCGUUAUCUAUUAUCAGUUUUGUGUUUAAAUUUUUCAUACACAUUGCUGAAAACACAUAAUGGUUAAUACAGAUUAAUUGUUCGUAAAUGGGUUUCACUUUUUAAUUUAUUUUUUACUACACUACACUUUUCUUUACAGGGAACCUGAAUUAAUAUCAGUUUGGUUUGUUUUAUAGUUUAAAGUGAAAUUCAUUGGGUUCAGUCAAAUUUAAAGUACAACAUCACUUUUGUCUUGGAUUGAAGAAAUUGUUGCAUAAAAAAAGACAUUUCACAAAAAACAGUAAACUAUAAUCUUGGUGUGUGCAACAUAGUGUGUAUCAAUCAGAUAACUAGAAUUACUUUGCACGGUAAACCUAAAAAAAAAACUAAAUCACUACCAAAGGUCAUUGGUCAUUCACUUGGUCAGUGAAAUAAAGAUCACAGUUAAUUCAAAGUCAAAGAGAUGGAACCAGUAAUUCUUCUUUUCUGUUUCUCUCAUGCAGGAUGAAAUAUCACCUCAUGUCACGGGCUGACAAGUUUACAGAGGAUGAGGUGAGUUGUUGCUUGGCAACAAGGUGAAAUAUUGGAUGUAUCAACAUAAGAUAGUGAUUCAAAGGUACAGGCAGUGGCGACACCGUUGAACAAGUUGAAGGUAAGCGCUGAUGAAUACCCAGAAUCGGAGGCAAUUUAAUUUGAUUUAAACCCCUUAACUACCAGCUACAGCUUAUUACAAAGAUCCUUCUCAGCUCUCUCCCAGACCCCCUCUGUAGUAACAGUGCCAUUCAUAACCUACAUGGCCCCUGGCGAGAGGCACAGUAAUCUCAUUUAUACAGCAACAGAUGUUUCUUUUAAAAACAUCCGUUGACUGGGGAAAGAAAAGUCUGCCUCUCAUUCUGUCAAGGCAUCAAAGAAACCAGUCUAAUCACUAUGAAAUCUGUCACAUUUAUCCUGGUCUGAAGAGACAUAUUGACUUACAGUCGGCUUACUAUGUUGUGAAACGUAAACGCUCUCCCUCCCUGUGCCUCUCACACAGCCUGCACAUACUUUAUAAUGAAACUUCCAUGCUCUGUACAUCAAAAGGCCCGCAGAGGGGGGGAGGAGAGAGAGGAAAAUGCAUAUGAAACAACAAAACCCCCAGACAAAUAAACAGCGCUGUGUUCCCAUGGCAGCGCCGUGCAGUAAUCUGACGGCUGGUUUCCCAUGGCUGUGUCUCACUGCCCCAUAGACCUCCACUCUGUCUCACUGAUGGCUCCUGUGAUUGCAAUCAUCCAUCUUA
Molecule: messenger RNA, 4716 nt
Organism: Cyclopterus lumpus (lumpfish)
Lineage: Eukaryota; Metazoa; Chordata; Actinopteri; Perciformes; Cyclopteridae
Product: alpha-(1,3)-fucosyltransferase 4-like
Exons: 1
Coding region: 459-1619 (386 amino acids)
Cellular component (GO): membrane
Molecular function (GO): alpha-(1->3)-fucosyltransferase activity
Source: RefSeq, a predicted model, not a curated record